ACCACUUUUCCCUCCACAAAACCGCUUUUUACCAACUCCAUGCUCAGUUCACUCGACACAUACAUAAGCACCAGACAUGAGCCUUAGUUUAAUGGAGGAAGAAAUCGCAUCAGCAAAAGUGCUAGAAAUUCAGUGGUAAGAAUCAGGUAGAAGCAGCGUUUUAGGGUUUUAUGAUUGUUGCUUGACUGUGAUCAAGGAUCGUGAAAAUGGGGAGAGGAAGAGUCCAGUUGAAGAGGAUAGAGAACAAGAUCAAUCGGCAGGUAACGUUUUCGAAGAGGAGGAGCGGUCUGUUGAAGAAAGCACACGAGAUUUCGGUUCUCUGUGAUGCAGAGGUUGCUUUGAUCGUGUUCUCUACGAGAGGGAAAUUGUAUGAGUAUUCGACUGAUUCCAGCAUGAUCAAGAUUCUCGAGCGGUAUGAGAGAUAUUCCUAUGCAGAGAGACGUGCUACUGGGGCUGAUCAUGAAUCACAGGAGAGUUGGAGCCUAGAAUAUGCCAAACUGAGGGCGAAGGUUGAGCUUCUACAGAAAAGUCAAAGACAUUACAUGGGGGAAGGCCUUGAGGUCCUAAAUCUUAGGGAGCUCCAACAAUUGGAGCAACAACUUGAUGUUGCUUUGAAGCAUGUUAGAGGAAGAAAGACACAAAUCAUGUUGGAUUCAAUAGUUGAGCUUCGUAGAAAGGAGAAGUCACUGCAGGAGCAAAAUGAUACUCUCCAGAAGAAGAUAGUGGCAAAGGAGAAAGCCUUGGCUCAAGCCCAGGCCACUACACAUUGGGAGCAAGAAGAGACUGCCCAUUUCCUAUCAACUUCUCACCCUCACCCUGCUCUGAAUGUCAGGUUCGAAUCAAGGGAGGACAGAGACGAAGAGGAACUUGUGGAGGAUCACCAUCAUUCCCUUACUCAGCCAAGCAAUGUAGUGCCCCCUUGGCUGUUUCACUAAAGGUUAUAUAUAUAUAUAUAUAUAUAAAAUAAGACUUAACUCUAUGGCUUUUGGAGCAUCCUGACCACUGCCACCAUCAUACUCACCACCCAUAUCACAAUAGCAAUCAUUUGCAUGGGGUUUUGCUACACUCUGUAGCUCCUAUGUAUCGUCUGUAUGGUGAAGAUCAUCAAAUGGGGGAACAUCUCUCUCUCUCUCUCUCAUAUUUCUUGUAUCUUGGAAAUGGGGUCUUGUGCAAAACAGCAGCCCUAUAUCUUAUUAAUAUUAUCAGUGAGGAAAUUAGGAAAAAGACAUGAAGCUUCUAUUUUCCAAGUGGCAUUCUGUUUUGUU
Molecule: messenger RNA, 1265 nt
Organism: Amborella trichopoda
Lineage: Eukaryota; Viridiplantae; Streptophyta; Magnoliopsida; Amborellales; Amborellaceae
Gene: AP1
Product: K-box region and MADS-box transcription factor family protein
Biological process (GO): positive regulation of transcription by RNA polymerase II
Cellular component (GO): nucleus
Molecular function (GO): RNA polymerase II transcription regulatory region sequence-specific DNA binding; protein dimerization activity; DNA-binding transcription factor activity
Source: RefSeq, a predicted model, not a curated record